Messenger RNA from Neogale vison (American mink), 1263 nucleotides. It is a transcript of the gene CTXND2, whose product is annotated as cortexin domain containing 2. Lineage: Eukaryota; Metazoa; Chordata; Mammalia; Carnivora; Mustelidae. The record is from RefSeq and is a predicted model, not a curated record. Bases 134 to 301 code for a protein of 55 amino acids. The transcript is spliced from 2 exons.
GCUUGAGUAGGAGGAGACUGGCCUGCCAACAGCCAGCCUUGGAUAUCACUCUCUCAAAAGGAAUAUGACAAACCUGAAGCUAUACCUGAGGAGGUAGCUACAGCUGAACCAGGGUAAAGAGGCGUGUGUUCCCAUGGAUGAUUCAACCCUGUCUAGCAGUGUUGAUGUAGACAAAGGCUUUGCCAUUGCCUUUGUUGUCCUUCUAUUUCUGUUCCUAAUUGUGAUGAUUUUUCGGUGUGCCAAGUUGGUGAAGAAUCCCUAUGAGGCCAGCUCCCCAACCACGGAACCAUCUCUGAGCUGAACUAUGAAAAAGCCUGAUAGACUCUCCAUCCCAGGAGAUUUGAAAUCUACUGUACAGAUAUUUAGGACCCAGACUUUAUAUUAUUUCACCUCUCUAUGUGUCAGCCUUCUCAUUCUUGCAUUCCACAAUAGGCACAUGAGGGUGAGUUGAAAAUCACAAAAAGGAUGAAACACGAGCCAAUUUAUAUUGUUCCUUUUCAGGGAAAUGGUUACAAAAUAGGAUCGAGACAGGCUGAACUCAUUGAUUAAAAUAAGGCCAUGGGUUUCAACUCUCCAGUAUCAAGUGUCCUAAGAUACAAUAGUUGGACAUAACUGUAUGAUGUAAUGUAAUACAAUGAUACUUGGUGAGUCCUACCGAAAGCCAGAACUCCUAAAGGCAGUAUUAGGAGAUGAUCCCUUUAGCUUAGCAAAUAUAAAGCCAGCAGGAAUCAAUUGUCCUAUGAUAAGAGUCUAAAACGACCUUUAAAAAAAUUUUUUUAAUUUAUGCAUUUCUUUGAGAGAGAAAGAGAGAGAGAGAGAGAUGAGUGGGGCAGGAGCAGAGGGGAAGGAGAAAGAAUCCCGAGCAAACUCGUGCUGAGCACGCAGCCCUACUCUGGUCUCAGGCUCCAUAAGGGGCUCAAUUCCACGACGCUGAGAUCAUGAUCCCAGCCGAAACCAAGAGUCAGAGGCCUACCGACUGAUCCACCCAGGUGCCCUUAAUAGGAGGAGCUUUUUAGUGUGUAUGGUUUUGUAAAAUCUGCUGCCUUUCUCAAGUGGGUAGAGCUCUGUGACAGAGGGGGAGGUAAAAGAGAUUUACCUUUAGUGAAUCCCUCAUUCUUUUUCACCCCACAACCCUUCAUCUAUAAAAUAACAUCUAGGAGAUUGAAAAGGGGCCCUCCAAAAGAUACAACCAUGUCCUUACCCUUGAAACCUAUGAAAGUGACCUUAUUUGGUAAAAGGAUCUUUUUUUUUAAAUUUUAUUUA